AUGUCUUGUCUCUACAUCAAUGAAUCAGCUGGUGCAGAUGAAAUUAGUGGAAAAGGUACCGAGGAGUCUCCUUAUAAAACAGCAGCAUUUGCGCUAUUCUGUCAUCGAGAGGCCAAUGGAUCAGAUUCUGCGGAACCCAAACUUUUGGUGUUUAAGACCGAAGAUAAGGAGUAUCAAGAAAUUUCAGCAUCCGCAUUGAAGAAAGCACGCAAGGGUUGCGAUGGUUUGCUGAAAAAAGCUCUCAAACAGAAGGAGCAAGAAUCGAAAAAGCAACAGCAAGAAGCUGACAAUGCAGCCAAGGAGUUAGCAUCCCUGAAGAUCAAAAUCGAGGAGAACAAGUCCCUUCCAAAGGCUGAAAAGUCCAAGAUUUGCAAGGCUUACGAGAAAGUGGGUCAAAGAGUUAAGGUUUCUGGUUGGAUUCAUAGAUUGCGUUCAAACAAGAAGGUGAUCUUCAUUGUUUUGAGAGACGGUACAGGCUUCAUUCAGUGCGUUCUCUCAGGUGAUCUUGCCAUUGCGAAACAGACCCUUGAUUUAUCGUUGGAAUCAAGUGUCAUCCUCUAUGGUACUGUAACAAAGGUUCCUGAAGGUAAGAAUGCUCCAGGAGGUGUUGAGUUGGCAGUCGAUUAUUACGAGGUUGUUGGUCUUGCGCCAUCUGGUGAGGACGCCUUCACCAACAAGAUUGCAGAGGGGGCAGACCCAUCCCUGUUGUUGGAUCAACGCCACUUGGUCCUAAGAGGUGAAACUAUAUCUGCAGUCAUGAAGGUCCGUGCAGCUUUACUAAGGGCAGUGAGACGUGUUUUUGAGGAGGAGCAUAUGACCGAGGUCAAUCCACCAUGUAUGGUUCAAACUCAGGUUGAAGGUGGAUCUACUCUAUUUGGCUUUGAUUAUUAUGGAGAAGAAGCGUAUCUAACACAAAGCUCUCAAUUGUAUUUGGAAACUUGUUUGGCUGCAUUAGGCGAUGUUUAUUGUGUUCAAGAGUCAUUCCGUGCUGAAAAGUCUCACACUAGAAGACACUUGUCUGAAUAUACCCACAUUGAGGCUGAACUGUGUUUCUUAGACUUCAAUGACUUAUUGAACGUCAUUGAAAAUCUACUGGUCAAAAGUGUCAAAUAUGUUAUGGAAGAUCCAGUAGCCGGUCCUCUCCUCAAACAGUUAAAUCCAAACUUCAAACCACCCCAGAGUCCAUUCAUGAGACUUGAAUACAAGGAUGCCAUUGAAUGGUUGAAAGAACAUGAUAUCAGGAAUGAAAACGGGGAAAUUUUCAAAUUUGGUGAUGAUAUUGCUGAAGCUGCAGAAAGAAAAAUGACAGAUACUAUCGGAGUUCCAAUAUUAUUGACAAGAUUCCCUGUUGAAAUCAAAUCUUUUUACAUGAAACGUUGCGCGGACGAUCCUCGUGUUACCGAGUCUGUCGAUGUUUUGAUGCCAACUGUUGGUGAGAUUACCGGUGGUUCAAUGAGAAUUGAUUCUACUGAAGAAUUGAUGGAAGGUUUCAAACGUGAAGGUAUUGAUCCAAAGGCCUAUUAUUGGUUCAUCGAUCAAAGAAAAUACGGUACUUGCCCUCAUGGUGGUUUCGGCUUAGGUACGGAACGUAUCCUUGCGUGGUUAUGCGACAGAUUCACUGUUAGAGACUGUACCUUAUAUCCACGUUUCACUGGUAGAUGUAAACCAUGA
Messenger RNA from Zygotorulaspora mrakii, 1671 nucleotides. It is a transcript of the gene DED81, whose product is annotated as asparagine--tRNA ligase DED81. Gene Ontology annotation, cellular component: cytoplasm. Gene Ontology annotation, biological process: asparaginyl-tRNA aminoacylation. Gene Ontology annotation, molecular function: asparagine-tRNA ligase activity; nucleic acid binding; ATP binding. The transcript has a single exon. NCBI's taxonomy places the organism in Eukaryota, Fungi, Ascomycota, Saccharomycetes, Saccharomycetales, Saccharomycetaceae. The coding region runs from base 1 to 1671 and encodes 556 amino acids. The record is from RefSeq and is a predicted model, not a curated record.